AUGUCUUGGCUUCCUCUUCUUUAUGCCUUUUUCGCCGCCUCCCUCGUUUGUGGAGAGCUCACUAUGCGGGGAGUAAAGACUUACUCAAGCGGUUCCCAAGGCGCUUCAGAGCUCGAUGUGGGCAUCGCAAACAAGUGCACUCUCUACCACCAAGUACUUCAAGGGGAAACUUGUUUGGAGAUUGCCUUGCAAUAUAGUAUCUCACCUCGAAAUUUGUCUCGUUGGAAUCUCCUUGGGACCAGGUGCUCUAGACUUCGUCCUGGGCAAUUCAUCUGUGUUGGAGUGAAGGAUAUAUCCGGUCAGCCGGUCCCUCGUUCAAUACCCCUUGAUAGCCAUUGGGCGGAAGAUGCACCGACCCCGAGUCAACCAAACGUCUCCAAGAAAUGCGUCAAAUGGUAUAAAGCGCAACUAAACGACAACUGCAAGAUCAUAGCUGAGGAAAAAUUUCAUUCAUUUACGCUUGAACAGUUUAUUCAGUGGAACCCUGAUGUUGGUACGGAUUGCAUGAGGCUAUAUGCAGGUUGGUACUAUUGUGUUGGCGUUGCUGGAUGGGUGAUUCCCACUCCAACUGCGAUGCCCCCUCCAACAGCUAUACCCAACCCCAUCCCAACUGAUCCCAGGCCAGAACGUCAGCAGCCAGGGACGAUUCGUGGCUGCAGGGCAUUCCAUUUCGUCAUGCCAAACGACAGCUGCAUUAAGAUUGAGGAAACGCACGGAAUUUCUGACGCCGAUUUUCAUAAGUGGAACCCAGAGGUUGGCCCUGCAUGUUUAAAUCUCUGGGCUGGCUAUUACGUGUGUGUUAGAGCAUAA
This is a messenger RNA of Nannizzia gypsea CBS 118893, 810 nucleotides long. RefSeq lists its product as hypothetical. The transcript is spliced from 2 exons. Lineage: Eukaryota; Fungi; Ascomycota; Eurotiomycetes; Onygenales; Arthrodermataceae. The coding region runs from base 1 to 810 and encodes 269 amino acids. The record is from RefSeq and is a predicted model, not a curated record.